GCCUGCCUGCUGGUCGGCCAGCAAGUAGACAGCCCACUCGGUGGGGGAGGCGGCCGUUUUGGUGGCCCCAGGCCGCGUGGCCCAGUGGUAGCAGAGCCAUGGUUUCUAAACUGAGCCAGCUGCAGACGGAGCUCCUGGCCGCCCUGCUCGAGUCGGGCCUGAGCAAAGAGGCACUGAUCCAGGCACUGGGUGAGCCGGGGCCCUACCUGCUGGCUGCCGAUGGCCCCCGGGACAAGGGGGAGUCCUGUGGCGGCGGUCGGGGCGAGUUGGCUGAGCUGCCCAACGGGCUGGGGGAGGCCAGGGGCUCCGAGGACGAGACGGACGACGAUGGGGAAGACUUCACGCCGCCCAUCCUCAAAGAGCUGGAGAACCUCAGCCCCGAGGAGGCGGCCCACCAGAAAGCCGUGGUGGAGACCUUGCUGCAGGAGGACCCAUGGCGUGUGGCGAAGAUGGUCAAGUCCUACCUGCAGCAGCACAACAUCCCACAGAGGGAGGUAGUCGACACGACUGGCCUCAACCAGUCGCACCUGUCCCAGCACCUCAACAAGGGCACCCCCAUGAAGACACAGAAGCGAGCCGCCCUGUACACCUGGUACGUCCGCAAGCAGCGAGAGGUGGCCCAGCAGUUCACCCACGCAGGGCAGGGCGGGCUGAUUGAAGAGCCCACAGGUGAUGAGCUGCCAACCAAGAAGGGGCGGAGGAACCGUUUCAAGUGGGGCCCAGCCUCCCAGCAGAUCCUGUUCCAGGCGUACGAGAGGCAGAAGAACCCCAGCAAGGAGGAGCGAGAGGCACUGGUGGAGGAGUGCAACAGGGCAGAGUGCAUCCAGAGGGGCGUGUCGCCGUCGCAGGCACAGGGACUGGGCUCUAACCUCGUCACGGAGGUGCGUGUCUACAACUGGUUUGCCAAUCGGCGCAAGGAAGAAGCUUUCCGUCACAAGCUGGCCAUGGACACAUACAGCGGGCCGCCCCCGGGGCCAGGCCCGGGCCCCGCCCUGCCUGCCCACAGCUCCCCGGGCUUGCCCCCACCCACCCUCUCCCCCAGUAAGGUCCAUGGUGUGCGCUAUGGACAGCCAGCAACCAGCGAGGGGGUGGAAGUGCCCUCAAGCAGUGGUGGCCCCUUGGUGACAGUGUCUGCGCCCCUGCACCAAGUGUCCCCCACGGGCCUGGAGCCCAGUCACAGCCUGUUGAGCACCGAAGCCAAGCUGGUCUCAGCAACUGGGGGCCCUCUGCCCCCUGUCAGCACCCUGACAGCACUGCACAGCUUGGAGCAGACCUCCCCAGGCCUCAACCAACAGCCCCAGAAUCUCAUCAUGGCGUCGCUUCCCGGGGUCAUGGCCAUUGGGCCUGGUGAGCCUGCCUCCCUGGGCCCCACGUUCACCAACACAGGUGCCUCCACCCUCGUUAUUGGCCUGGCCUCCACUCAGGCACAGAGUGUGCCCGUCAUCAACAGCAUGGGCAGCAGCCUGACCACCCUGCAGCCAGUCCAGUUCUCCCAGCCGCUGCACCCGUCCUACCAGCAGCCACUCAUGCCUCCCAUGCAGAGCCAUGUGGCCCAGAGCCCCUUCAUGGCCACCAUGGCCCAGCUGCAGAGCCCCCACGCCCUCUAUAGCCACAAGCCUGAAGUGGCCCAGUACACCCACACGGGCCUGCUUCCGCAGACCAUGCUCAUCACCGACACCACCAACCUGAGCGCCCUGGCCAGCCUCACGCCCACCAAGCAGGAGGCUGCUCUGUUCCCCCAGGUCUUCACCUCAGACACUGAAGCCUCCAGUGAGUCCGGGCUUCAUACGCCGGCGUCUCAGACCACCACCAUCCACAUCCCCAGCCAGGACCCUGCAGGCAUCCAGCACCUGCAGCCUGCCCACCGGCUCAGCGCCAGCCCCACCGUGUCCUCCAGCAGCCUGGUGUUGUACCAGAGCCCCGACUCCAGCCAUGGCCACGGCCACCUGCUGCCAGCCAACCACAGCGUCAUCGAGACCUUCAUUUCCACGCAGAUGGCUUCAUCCACCCAGUAACCAUGGCAACCGCCUCCCAGGGGCUGGGCCCUGCCUGGAGCCUGCAUGGCCUGCUUGGGGGGUGACUGGGACAGCUGAGCCUGUGAAACUUUCACUGCCACAGGACAGCAGCCUUCCCGGGAAAACUGUGCCUCGGUCCCCACGCUGCUCUGUCGGCGUCGGAAAGGGUUCCAAGGCUCUCCGACCUCAGGAGGGACCAUUCCUGAUGCUCAGGGUCAAUUUUGUCACUUGGAAUAGAAGGGAGCAGCCUUUGGACUCUGGUGCCCCCAGCCUGUGCCUGUGGAGAGCCCCGGAACCCCCAAGGGAACCGCACUUCUCAGGACACGAGGCUAUAUAGCCGUGACUCACUGAGCUCCGAGAGGCCCAGGGUCAACAUGGCCCCAUUCUGUCCCCUAUGUCCUGAUCAGGCCCCUCCCCCCUGCUCCCCUUCCAGCUGUAAACCCACAUGGCCCAUUUGUACCAACCCCUGUCUGCCAAUCACAUGAGAUUUCCCCAAGUGGCUACUCCGUGCUGGAGCCUGGGGCUCAGAGGCCCAUGCCCUGCGAGAGCUCAGGCUAGCAGUGAAGGCACACAGGGCUCUCCAGCUUCUCUUGUCCUGGGCCCUCCUUCUCCCUGGCUUCCAAGAUGGCCAGUUUUCUUGGCCAUUCGUCCCCCUGGGUAUCAUACCUUCUCAUGCCAGCCUGCCAUCUUGCCUCUAUGGGAAAGCCCCCCUCAGGGCUAGGAAGUCAUCCCUGCCCCAUGGGAGCCUUGUGACUGUGCCCGGUGUUUGUCAGGAUUCUGGACAACAGCGCCUCUCGCCUGUGGGGCCUUGUGGCCCCUCCCUGGUUUGGGGGAGAAGCUGCUGAGCUCAGAAGGCACCAAGGCCUGAGCAGGUGGCAGAGCUGAGGUGCCCAGAGGGAAGAGGGAAAGGUCCAGGCAGUUCACAGCCACAUCCUUGGAGCCUGCGGUCCCAAGUGCCACCACGAGAGACAAGGCAGCUGUGUAAACCCAGGGCUCCACGACCUCCUCUCCCUGGGGCUGCUGCAGAUCACCUGGCCUUGCAGACAACUCCCACCCUGGGACUGAGGACUGGGGCCGGGGAAGAACCAGCACCCCCUGCAGCUUGCAGCCAGCUAAGGGCGAACCUGUACAUUUAUUUAACUUUUAGUAAAGGAAAUGAGGAACGGAGUAUUGGAAAUGAGUACUGGAAACUUCUUGCUUGUCCACACAUUGCCCAGAUGGGGUUGGGCAGACAGACGGAGGCGGAGGUGGGCCAGGGGCCUGAGGGGAGAUGGGUUAGCACACACGCUCUCACGUCCCACACCUCUGUCUUUCUUGCUCUGCCAAACCUUGGAGGUAAGGCCAUGAAACCAGAAUUUCACCUUAACCCUGAGCUUCUCCUCUUCCCGGCAGAACACUCCUGGUGUGUGAAACCCCAUUCACAAGUGC
Callorhinus ursinus (northern fur seal) is the source of this 3443-nucleotide messenger RNA. The record is from RefSeq and is a predicted model, not a curated record. NCBI's taxonomy places the organism in Eukaryota, Metazoa, Chordata, Mammalia, Carnivora, Otariidae.